AUGGGCGAGAAGGACGAUUACCCCCAGGCUGCUGGCCAGGACACUCAGCAUGUCGAGACAUCCAGCUCUAUCGCCGCCGGUAAAGAGGAUGCAGAACUUGCGAAGGAAUGGUCGCGCGACGUGAAGGGGGAUGAAGAGGCUAUUCCUGCCUCGAAGAAGUUGCACAACCCCUUGGCUGGGUUGACUCGUGAGCAGCUGCUGGAUGAUGUCGAGCGGUUUGCUGUUGAUAAGCAGCUCGAGCAUAUCCUGCCGGACUUGAGGAAGGGUGCUCUCAUUGCUCAGGAUCCAAAGCUGUUUGAGUCUCUCACCGAUCUGUCUGAUGAGGACAAGGAGUUGAUCCGUCGAGAGAAGACGCACCGGUGGUCGCAGCCUUUCAUGAUGUACUUUAUGACCAUUCUGUGUGCUGGUUCGGCUAUUGUUCAGGGAAUGGAUCAGACUGCUGUCAACGGGGCGCAAGAAUACUAUUUCGCAGAAUUUGGUGUCACCGACACUUGGAUUCAAGGCCUCGUCAACGGGGCUCCCUACCUGUGCUCGUGUCUCAUCGGAUGCUGGACAACAGCUCCUCUGAACCGUCACUUUGGUCGUCGAGGGUGUAUCUUCAUCUCCUGCUUUGUUUCCUUUGCCGCAACCUUCUGGAUGUGUGCCGCACAUACCUGGUGGAACCUGUUCCUUGGCCGAUUCCUGCUUGGUCUUGCUGUCGGUGCGAAGUCUACCACCACCCCUGUCUAUGCUGCAGAGUGUGCACCGGCUUCGAUUCGAGGCGCCCUGGCUAUGCAGUGGCAGAUGUGGACGGCUUUUGGAAUUAUGCUUGGUUAUAUUGCGUCCGUUGCGUUCAUGGAUGUCCCUUCGCCUGCCAACCUCCCAGGCCUCAACUGGCGACUGAUGUUUGGCGUUACUGCAAUUCCUCCAAUGCUCGUCUGUGCACAGGUGUACUUCUGCCCGGAGUCUCCCAGAUGGUACAUGAUCCGAAACCGCUACCAGGCUGCGUACGACGCCCUGUGCAAGUUCCGCCCGUCUAAGCUACAGGCUGCGCGAGACCUUUACUACAUCCACACUGCCCUGCUGGCUGAGGAGAAGAUGCGUGAAGGCAAGCAGCUCUGGCGUGAGAUGUUCACUGUUCCUCGCAACCGCCGCGCCGCACAGUCGUCCUUCUUCGUCAUGUUCAUGCAACAGUUCUGUGGCGUCAACGCUAUCAUGUACUACUCAUCCUCCAUGUUCAGAACCGCUGGAUUCGGGCUUCGCGAGGCCCUCCUCGUGUCGUUGGGCUGCGGUAUCACAAACUGGAUCUUCGCUCUUCCGGCCGUAUACACAAUUGACACCUUCGGACGACGCAACCUACUGCUCACGACGUUCCCGCUAAUGUCCAUCUUCCUGUUCUGGACGGGCUUCUCGUUCUGGAUCGAGAACGACCAAGCCCGUACCGCCAUGGUUGCAACGGGCAUCUACCUCUUCAUGAUAGUUUACUCGCCCGGAGAAGGGCCCGUCCCAUUUACAUACUCCGCAGAGGCAUUCCCCCUCUACAUCCGCGACCUAGGCAUGUCCUUCGCAACCGCCACAACCUGGGGCUUCAACUUCAUCGUCUCCUUGACCUGGCCGUCUCUGAACUUGGCAUUCACCCCGCAAGGUGCAUUCGGGUGGUACGCGGCCUGGAACUUCUUCGGCUGGGUCACGGCGUACUUCUGUCUUCCUGAGACCAAGGCCCUUUCCCUUGAGGAGCUGGACCAGGUCUUCUCGGUGCCGACGCGUACCCAUAUCAAGCAUUAUACGGAGAUGCUGCCGUGGUAUUUCAAGAAGUGGGUUCUGAGGGCUGAUGUGCCCCCGCAGAAGCAGUUGUAUGAGUAUCAUCAUUAG
Messenger RNA from Aspergillus puulaauensis, 1851 nucleotides. RefSeq lists its product as uncharacterized. The coding region runs from base 1 to 1851 and encodes 616 amino acids. Gene Ontology annotation, molecular function: myo-inositol:proton symporter activity. The transcript has 7 exons. Lineage: Eukaryota; Fungi; Ascomycota; Eurotiomycetes; Eurotiales; Aspergillaceae. Gene Ontology annotation, cellular component: membrane. Gene Ontology annotation, biological process: transmembrane transport. The record is from RefSeq and is a predicted model, not a curated record.